AUGUUGUCGACAGAAAAUGUGGUUCAUGUGCGAGUGCUUAGGGAAGAAUUCAAACCGAUGAUGACUACCAUCUAUCCGAGAAUUGCGCCGCGCUGGUUUGAAAAUCGAUUGUUUUGGUCUCCGUGAAAACGAAAGCAGCACCCCGGGCGUAGAAAUACCGUGUACACCACAUAAGCCAUUGUCUUGCCUACUAACAGUUCUCUGUAAUGACAUCCAUGCCGCAAUGAAAAAGCUUCAGUUUAGUGUCUACCGGGGAGAUGUGUACAAGAAAGUUGCAGAAUCACAGUUUACUUUCAAGUUCCUUUGCUCCAUGAAGUCAUUUCUGUUAAAUCUUAUGGGGAACGAGUGCUUCAAAGACAGGCUUGUCCAACAUUUUCAACGAGUUCUAGCACUUCUGAGUGAGCCAGAAAGUUCCCUGAUUGGCCAACUUAACAUAGAUCGAAACUUGGUUGAAGUGCAGAAUGGCUGGUUUUGGUCUUUCUCUGAAGGAGCUUUUGCACAAGGAGUGAUCCCAGAAUCAGAGGUGAGAGCAUACGUUUUCAUCAGUAAAGGUUGUUUUAAUUCCGUUAUCACAAUUUCCUUGGCUACAAUUUAUCUGCUGGCUAAAAUGACAAUGUAUCUGUUCAAUAGAAACGUCGUUUUUCUAUUACUAUACAACAUAAUUAACCUUGGAAUAUGUCAAAUCAAGUGCUAUUCAGUUUCGAGUUACCUAAUCUAGGACUACUCCUAGUUUGUUGGCGGGUAAAGGUUUCUACUUACGUAUUUAUUACAUGUUUGUAUGUUUUAACAGUUCUUUUUUUUUCUCUUUUCUACAACGAGGUAUCACAUCACCAAGAGCGUAUGUCCACUAUGACAGCCUCCAAGAGCCCGAUCCUUAA
Molecule: messenger RNA, 878 nt
Organism: Porites lobata
Lineage: Eukaryota; Metazoa; Cnidaria; Anthozoa; Scleractinia; Poritidae
Source: the annotation of a GenBank genome assembly